CUCGUGCAUUGCCUGCAAUGCUGCAGCGAUGGGGAUCACUGGUAUUUACAAGGAAAUCGGUGUUGGCGAACGCGUUGCCCUCUCGAAGCUCGCCGUCGAAAAGUUCGAGCAGACCGGCCGCCCUCUACGCAUUGCGAUAGACACGUCUAUUUGGCUCUUUCAGAUCCAGUCCAGCAAGGGCGGGACCAACCCGGCACUCCGAACGUUCUAUUACCGCUUGCUACGACUUCUGUCUCUCUCGAUUCACCCAAUAUUCAUAUUCGAUGGACCAAACAAACCCCCGUUUAAGCGCAACAAACGCACCGGCCCCAACGUCGCAUCUAUACCUGAGUUCCUCGCCAAGCAAUUGUUGAAACAGUUUGGCUUCCCAAUUCACCUUGCGCCGGGUGAGGCCGAAGCAGAGUGUGCACUGCUGCAAAGAGAAGGAAUUGUGGAUGCUGUGCUCACUGAGGAUGUGGACGUCCUCAUGUUUGGUAGCGGCAUGUCCUUGCGCAACUGGACGCCCGAAGCCAGGUCGAGCAAAGUGCCCACGCACGUAAACCUGUAUGACGCGCAAAAGAUUAAGGCUGGUCCCUCCGGUCUAGACAGGGAGGGCAUGAUCCUGGUGGCGCUCAUGAGCGGCGGCGACUAUUUGCCUGAAGGUAUACCCGGCUGCGGUCCGAAGAUCGCAUGUGAAGCGGCAAAGGCUGGAUAUGGUCAGAAACUCUGCGCAAUUUCGAAACGAGACACUGUGGCUAUACAACAAUGGAAAGAAGAGCUCGUGCAUGAGCUACGCACCAACCAAAGCAAGCACUUCAAACGAAAACACAUGGCACUCACAAUUCCCGAUGACUUUCCCAGAGCGGACAUUCUAGGCUAUUAUACGAACCCAGCGAUAUCUUCACGGGAGGGCAUAGAGCGGCUAAAAUCCAAACUCAAAUGGGACCAGAACCUCGAUUUUCCGGCACUUCGUUCGUUCACAGCCGAUGCUUUUGACUGGGUGAAGCUUGGGGGGGCGAAGAAAUUCAUCCGCAACCUUGCACCUGCACUUCUCGUUCGACACCUUCGCAUGCGCGGCCAGCUUGAAGCCACAGGCUUCGAGACGCCUGAAGCGCUCGAAGCUGCAGAGUCCAAGCUAGUAGCCAGCAUUCAUGGCACGCGGCAACACCCCUCUACCGACAACACGGGCGAGCUUCGCAUUGCAUACACGCCGAUCAACGUCGUCAACAUCGACCUCAGCAUCGAAGAGCCUGACGAUGAAUUAGAAGAAGCCAGUUCGGCAGAAGACGACAUGCCUCCUGCCGACGAUGACAACUCACCAGACAACGAGCCCGCCCCAAAGCGUGGUCCCUCCCUAUACGAUCCGAACAAACCCGAAAAAAUCUGGAUCCUCGAGUCCUUCGUCAAAGUGGGUGCGCCACUCAAAGUACAAGACUGGGAAGAAGCCCAGCGCAAGAAAGCAUCGGGCAAGCGGACCACAGCAGCAGCGAAGACAGCCAAGCCAAAAAGGGCUGCGAAUGGCGGCAUGCAAAGAGACAGGUCCACUAGUGUCGAGAAGCUAGAUCUCUCGCACACCGAGCCGUUGAAGCAGUUUGCGCGGGUCUCGAAACCGGGUGUUAGCGCAAGAAAGGCUCCUGGCAAGCAGAAGUCCCCCAGCGUGGAGAGAUUGGAUCUAUCAGGGCCGCCUCCUAGCAUAGAACCUCCGCAAGCGCAAUGGAGUUCGAGAGCAAGGCGCGCUGAACCAGAUCUGCCGGAGCUCAACGAUCUUGCACCAGUGCCAGCGCCAGCGUUAGCACCAACGCAAGCACCAGCACCGGUAAAGGAUACAGUCUGCAUCGACCUCUUGUCAUCCUCUCCCGCUGCCAAAAAAACCGCAUCACCACCGCCACAGCCGAGCCCUCCCGUUGCCACUGACCCUCCUCACCUCGACGAGCACUAUCUCUCCCCGAACGUAACGAAGCGCGCACGCCGAAAUUUGCGUCGGACGGAAAGCGCACCAGUGAAUCAGCAGCACGCUCUUCCGAGCACCGAGCCACAACAACCACCUAUAACCCAGAACCCCGCCGGCGAACUCUUUACCUCGUCCGCUUCUCCAGCUGCCACUGCGCCGCUCUCCCUCUUGCGUGCUCUCGCGCCUCCCCAGCGCUCGCGCACUAGUGUCCGCAGGAGCGCGAGCGCCAGCAAUGGCGUUGCCAGCAAGACUACUAGGAGCAAACGGGGCGCAUCGGCCGGUCAGACCUCUCCACCUACAGAGGGCGUUGUGCCGCACGCGCCGCAUGAGCGUCAACAGCUCACAAUUGAGCAAGCAUUUCUUCGCCGGUCGGCGAGCGAGUCGCCUAGGAAGGUGCGGCCGAGCCUGAGGGCUCCAACGCCGUUGCCGGGGAUCGAGGAGGUAGACCUGACGGAGUCAUCACCUGUUAGGGCCAUUGCUCCUGUCUCUACAGCACCGACGCUGCCGGCAGUGCGCCAAACUAUGGAUGUUCCAAUGGGCUUGGAUGGCGUUGACGAGGCGGACGAGCUCCCGAGCCUGGCUGCGUUGGUUUCGGCAAGAGGUGGAGUCGAGGAGGAGGGUUUGCAAAGACCGCGACCACGACAGCGCCAGCGCGGGCGCAAUCGCGAUAACGAGGCUGCUGAGGCGUCGUCGGUCGGUAAUACGGUGUCUGCGCCUCAGACCGCGCCACAGCUCCCUGAUAGUCCGCCGCAGAAACGAAAGCACACGCCCGGAAAGGAGUUCGUACAAUUACGCAGGAGCCUGGACGGGACGUGGCGGUUUGCAGGUGCAGAGGAGGCGGAAGUCGAGAUGGCGGAAGGUAGGAACGAUGGGGUUGGCACGGGCAAGGUCGCUCCGAAGCGUCGGGCGUGGCGGAGGAGCGAGGUCGAGGUUGUUGACUUGACUGCGGAGUAGGCGGUAAGUGUCGCUGUAUAUCUUAAGGCGGUACUGUGUGUAUGUUCGGGGCGAGGAAGGCGGGCGUAUGGUGUUUGCUUUUUUCUUUCCUAGGGUUGGGUCUGGUUCUGGUUCUGGAUCGUCGAGGUAGGGUCUUCCCGGCGCCAUGACACGGGGUUCGCGGGUUAGCGGUUCGUGGUUGCUGGGUGGGUUGGGUUGUGCUGUGGUUCCG
Molecule: messenger RNA, 3095 nt
Organism: Aplosporella prunicola CBS 121167
Lineage: Eukaryota; Fungi; Ascomycota; Dothideomycetes; Botryosphaeriales; Aplosporellaceae
Exons: 4
Coding region: 29-2884 (951 amino acids)
Molecular function (GO): 5'-flap endonuclease activity; crossover junction DNA endonuclease activity
Source: RefSeq, a predicted model, not a curated record